Pseudomassariella vexata is the source of this 1738-nucleotide messenger RNA. Its product is annotated as phosphatase 2C-like domain-containing protein. The transcript has a single exon. The coding region runs from base 273 to 1469 and encodes 398 amino acids. The record is from RefSeq and is a predicted model, not a curated record. NCBI's taxonomy places the organism in Eukaryota, Fungi, Ascomycota, Sordariomycetes, Amphisphaeriales, Pseudomassariaceae.
CCUAGCCCUGGAGCAAUCUUGGCAACCUUCGAUGGAAUGAUCGCGGUCUGUUAUCGCGAUAGUGGACGAUCAGCGGGCUCUUUUUUUAUACUUCCGCAACUUGCCGCAGCGCAAUUCUGACCGAAUCACAGAUCGAGACGGUUUCUUCAUUACCUGGUGCACUUAUAUGACAUGAGCCGUAGUAUCUUACUACGAUGUCCCCCUAAUAAAAGAUUCAUUAAGCUCCUCGUCCUAUUCAUGCAGACUUUGUGGUCUUGCAUCUCCAAAAGCCAAUGGCCACGAUACCGCCACGACUCCUGUUGCAUUGCAGGAGGUUGCCCGCUCAGGCUCGACCAUCGAAGCUUCCAAUAUACCGCCUUGCCUUGUCAAGGUUAGACCAGACUCGACGUUUCACAGCGCAAGCCGGCCUUCAAUUACAACACACCGAAACCUCCAUGGGCAAGGUGGCAUACCAUGCCGCCGCCUCCUUCAGCGGAAAAUACACUCGAUUCGAUCCCGUCACGAGCGUAUUCCACUUCAACCAAUACAACCGCAUACAAUCGACGCAACGCCCCAAAUCGAAGCGACCGUCCAGCGGCCAGGAUGCCUUCUUCAUAGCGCGUAUGGGAGACAGCAAUGCUAUCGCAUUUGGCGUCGCUGACGGCGUGGGAGGCUGGGAGGAGAGCGGGGUGGAUCCUGCCGAUUUUUCUCACGGAUUCUGCGACUACAUGGCGGCCGGUGCGUACGAAUACAAGCCCGACGGCAGCGGACCGCCGCUGACUGCUCGGUCACUGAUGCAAAAAGGAUAUGAUGACGUCUGCAACGAUCGGAGUAUACCGGCAGGAGGGAGCACGGCAUGCGUAGCCAUUGCAUCUGAGGAUGGCACGCUAGACGUUGCGAACCUGGGAGACUCUGGCUUCGUACAAUUGCGCCUCAACGCGGUACACAGCUACUCGGAGCCCCAGACGCAUGCCUUCAACACGCCGUAUCAGCUCUCGGUGAUCCCAGCCAGCAUGCUCGCCCGCGCCGCGGCGUUCGGUGGUGCGCAGCUUUGCGACCACCCCAAGGACGCCGACGUCACGAAGCACACCCUCAAGCACGGCGACAUCUUGGUAGUCGCUAGCGACGGACUGUGGGAUAACCUGUUCAACCAAGAUAUUCUGCGGAUCGCGAGCCGGCUGAUGACGGGAAGCGGCGCAUGGCAGGUGUCCGAGGGCGGCACUCGCGUGGUGGACGACCUGGCGCCUCUCACCCAAGCUGAGGAAUCGACUCAACGCCCCGCCACGCUCCAAAGUGCACUCGCGCUGGAGAUCACGAAAGCGGCCAAGGCGGCCAGUAUGAACAAGCGGGUCGACGGCCCAUUCGCCAAAGAAGUACAGAAGUACUAUCCGCAGGAGGGCUGGCACGGAGGCAAAGUCGACGACAUUUGUGUGGUGGUUGUAGUCGUAUCGGAAGAUGGCAAAGGCCCGGCCACCAAGGCCAAGCUAUAAUGAGGAGAAGUACGGGAUGUGAUACCUUGGGAUAGACGAACAACCAUUCAACAUAUAAUGGGGUCAUCAUUUUUGCAUUGCUCUGGCGUUUCGGGGACAAACAGCAAAUGGGCAUGGAAAAAGAAAGCAUUCGCAUCAGCAUAUUGGGCAUCACCACGGAGGGUAUUUUAUCUUUUUGUACAACCAAGGUAGAUCAGAUACAAACUAUGCGGCAUUUACGAGGCUGUUUCUGUUCUGUUCAAAUCUAGACAAAAAACACCUGUUGCGCU